Molecule: messenger RNA, 1518 nt
Organism: Malurus melanocephalus (red-backed fairy wren)
Lineage: Eukaryota; Metazoa; Chordata; Aves; Passeriformes; Maluridae
Product: pleckstrin homology domain-containing family A member 7-like
Exons: 4
Coding region: 952-1257 (101 amino acids)
Molecular function (GO): protein binding
Source: RefSeq, a predicted model, not a curated record
GAAACAAWGCCCGGGACGGUGGCAGCUCCAGGGUCCCGUCGGCCGCUCUCCCAUCGGCACCAACCAGACGUGUUUUUCUCCCCCAGCSGUUCAAAGAACUCCGGGAAAAGCUUUCGGGGAACAGGUUUCCCCAAAUCCCGGCGGGGAGCCGCUCUGAUGUGGGGACGGAGCUUCAGCCCAGCAGGAGAAAUCCCAAAACGCUUUGGAGGAGCUCGGUCAAAGGCUGAACUCGAGCUCGGAGGUCUCAUCCAAGUUUAAUAAUCCCAAAAUUCCUCCCCGCUGUGGGAACCGGCUCCUUCUUUUCCGCCUCCGAGGCUUCUCCCGAGCCGGGAUCUCCCUGCCCGGUGCCACCAGCAGCUUUGCAAAGGCGCCGCUGAGGCAGGAGGGCAAAUUGGCUCUUUCAGUCAGCGGCCCGGGAGCCUCCCAGACCCCACCUUCGGCCUUAAAAGACUUUUAAUUGACGGCUGCGAGAGAAAAUACCCAGUGGGCAGCUCCAGGAGUGCCGCAGAUAAUCAUCAGGGUGCCCUACAUACGGCUUGGCUGCGAGAUCAGACGGGCCAGAAGAAUCCGACAUUGUUCCAAAUGAACAGGAGAGGGAAGUAACAAGUCCGUAAUUACUCACCUCGAGUUAAUUGACGGUAAUUACAGCGAGUAGGCAGUGCAGGAAGCAGCGACGGGCUGGCCCGGCAGAGUCACGGGGAGGGUGCCCUGCGCACCGCGGCUCCCAGGGGGUUAAACUCCAUGGGUUUGGUCGGGAUUUUUUUUUUUUCUUCUUCCUUUUCCCUCCCUCCCGGGUUAUUUGCAGCAAACAGAGCCGGGGUGCAAGGGCUGAGCUGAGCCUUUGCUCCUGGGGAGGGACCGGCAUUUGUCGCCGGGCACUUCCCGGGCCGGGGGUUGUCCCGGCUGGCAGCGCGGGGCUGCUCCGUGCCCGAGYCCCCCCGUGCCACCCCCAUGGGGGAUGACAUCGACUGGCUGGACCUGCCGGGCAGGUGGACCUACGGCGUGUGCGGCGACGGGCGAAUCUUCUUCAUCGACGACGACACCAAAUCCACGAGCUGGGUGCACCCCGGCACGGGCUACGCCAUCCAGAGCGGGCACUUCUCCUGCGCSGGGCUGCCCCGAGGCUGGGAAGUGGACAGCACYAUGCACGGCGGCCUCUACUUCAUCAAGCCGGCGACAGACGCCCCGCUCCGAACAGCCCGCGGGCCGGGGAUGGGCCGGGCGCCUGGGGAUGGGGCCGGCUCCGUGAUCCCCUAAGUCCUGUCCGUGAUCCCCCACACCGGCUCCGUGAUCCCCCCACACCGGCUCCGUGAUCCCCCGGGCCCUGUCCACAAUUCCCGUGUUAUUUCCACAAUUCCCGUGUUAUUUCUACAAUUCCCCUGUUAUUUCCACAAUUCCCGUGCCGUGUCCGUGAUCCCCCAUGCCCUGUUCGUGAUCCCCCCGUGCUCUGACCACAAUUCUCGUGUUGUUUCCACAAUUCCCGUGUUGUUUCCACAAUUUCCGUGCUGUAUCCGUGAU